AUGGAGAUUCGCAUUGCACCAAAGCCUCUGGCAGCCAUGCAACCCGCCCCUGCUCCUUCGGUCCUUGCUGCGGCCCGGCCAACAGGCAUAAGUAUGCUUCAAAAACCAACAGUUCUACCACCUCGGCGAGCUGGCCGCCGCCGCAAAACGGCGGAGCAUUACACAGCACUAUCUGCUGCGGCAGCUCCUUCGGUACUAUAUCGUCCAUCGAUGGCCUUACCGCUUCAACCAAUCGAGAAUAUGUACUUCGAACUUUUCCGCCUACAUACAGCCUCCCAGCUCUCAGGCUACUUCAACUCGAACUUCUGGACUCAGCGAGUUCUGCAAGAAUGUCACAGCGAAACCGCCAUCCGCCACUCCGUUGUUGCCCUUGGUGCCUUGUACAAGACUCUGGAAUUGUCCUUCGAAACUCCCUACGACGUGGACAUGCAGCGCCACACCGACUCCAUCAUGUCACAUUGGCAAGUCGCCAUCAAGCAGUACUCUGAAGCUUGCAACGCAGUUCUAUCUGUCAAGGGUGACACCAUGAACAGCCAUAAUACGCGUUUAGUUGCUAUCGUACUCCUUGCUUGCUUCGACUCCUUCAUAGGCGACCACAAGCAAGCAAUUAUUCAAAUUCAGACUGGCCUCAGCAUCCUGGGGCAGUCACAGCGACGACAUUCCUCAAACCUUUUAACCGCUCUGGGCACCAACCCCGACGAAUUGGUCACCCUCUUUAGCCGCCUCGCCAUUCAAGCAAAAUCAUAUGAUCUUGCUUUCCACUUCCCUCAGCCUUAUGUCGUCAAGCUUGGUUCUACAGCAGAGUACCCCGACUCCCCGGGAUCCGAUAGGAGCUCGCCGUCCGUCAUUGGCAGUCCCCCUAGGGAGGGCGUUUUCGAGACAUUGGCCGAGGCACGACUGGCCUCUGACAAGUUGUGCAUGGCGCUGCUCAUGUUUGUCGAACAGCUCCAUGCCGCCAAAACGGACCCAAGCUAUGUUCUUCCUGCAGCGUGGAAGGUAUACGGCAUGGGUCUGAAAGACCGACUGACAGCUUGGUCAGAUGCAUUUGAACCUAUUUUGAUGUCGCGCCAUGACCCAGGCAUGCCAUACAUUGAAAGGGCCGGCAUUGCUGCGCUCAAAAUGUUCCAGGUCAACUCAAACAUUAUUUUCCUCAUGCUCUUCUGUGACAACGAACUGCAAUUUGAUUCCUUCAUGCCGAAUUUCAAAAUGAUCGUCGAUCUCGGCUGGGAAGUCGUCGGUGCCGACGAGAGCAGAUUCGCCGCCGAACAGCACGUACAAACGCCUGACCAGCCGCAGUACUCCCACGGCACCAAGGGUGCCUUCAAGGCAGGCAAGUACGGCGCAGGCCGCCUGAAGCCCAGCUUUUCGGCUGACCUAGGCAUCGUCCCGCCGUUGUUCGUGGUGGCGACCAAGUGCCGCGACCCGUGGCUCCGCCGCCAGGCCAUCCAGCUGCUUAAGAGCAGCGCCCGCCGCGAGGGCAUGUGGGACAGCGAGCUCACCUCCAACAUUGCCACCUGGGUCAUGCAGCUGGAGGAGCAGGGCGUGCCUGGUGGUGGUGGAGCCGCGGUGCCGUCCGCCUUUGACCCGCGCAACCCCGCGGCCGCCGGCUACACGGACGCCGCCGGCGUUGUCCAGCGCACCAUCCCGGACGACCGCCGCAUCAUGCUCAAGGCGGCAGACUUUGAUCUCCGCGCGCGCUAUGCGGAUAUUAUCGUCGGUACUCGCGCUGUGUAUAAUGGCAACUUGGAUGUGCGUCUCAAGAAGACGCGCAUUACCUGGUAG
This is a messenger RNA of Cordyceps fumosorosea ARSEF 2679, 1782 nucleotides long. RefSeq lists its product as hypothetical. The record is from RefSeq and is a predicted model, not a curated record. Bases 1 to 1782 code for a protein of 593 amino acids. Lineage: Eukaryota; Fungi; Ascomycota; Sordariomycetes; Hypocreales; Cordycipitaceae. The transcript has a single exon.